UUUCUUUAUUCCCUUAUGUUUUGACGGCGUUGUUAAGCAAGAUAAACAAGACUGAUUUUUAAACCGAUUUAAUUAGUCGGGUCCUCCACCACUAGAUGGCGUAAUCUGGCCAUUGUGUAAGGAAGUGAGCAUGUUGACAUUGUAAUGGUCGCUGAAGGAGCAUUGAAAGAAAGCGGCUUGUUGAUGCGUACUGCAGACGGGCAGAAUUCAUCACCCACAUGUGGGGGGACAGAUGCACAUGGACUUGAGGGCUCACAUCUGAGUCUUCUGGGGUUCAGUCUUCCUAGUGUCCAUGCUUCUGAUAGUACCUCCACACAGACCUUACCACAGCACCUAGAUAAACCAGAGUUUCCUGACACAGGAUGGGAUCGGAUCAAAUAUCUUUUCUACAGGAGCGAGGGUCAGAUUUACUCAGAGGAGUUAAGGAAUAUAGUAAAGAGUGGCAUUGCUGCAGCUGUGGUUGGGAUGGUCUAUGGAGGCCUACCAGGAGCAAGACAUGCUCGUGAGAGAUUCAUCCAGCUCAGCCAGGCUGAAAUUUACCAAAACAGAGUGGAUGCAGUGCGCUCAGCCCAUAAUGCAGCUAUUCGUGGGUUUGUGCGCUUUGGCUGGAGGUGGAGCUGGAGGGUAGCAGCUUUUGUGACCAUGUUUAACACUGUAAGUACUGGAUUGACAGUGUACAGAGACAAAAAUGCUCUGAGCCAUUUUGCUGUUGCAGGUGCUCUCACAGGAGGAGUGUUCCGGCUGAAUCUGGGACUUAGAGGGCUACUGGCUGGUACGGCCAUAGGAGCUAUACUGGGGCUGCCGGCUGGAGUUGUAAUCAUUGGUCUGCAGAAGCUGGGGGGCGAGUCCAUGCAUGACAAGAGACAACGGGAAAGACGAGAGCUACAUGAGCUGAGAGUCGCUGAAUGGAAUGCUCGUCUCAAGCUUACAGAUGAUCUCAUUGGGGAAAUGAAGUGUGAGAAACAUCAGGACACUGAUAAUGACCUUCAACGAAUAGAGGAGCUCCUCAAUCAACCUAGGAAUGAGAAAGGAUGUUCUACUAAAUUCCUGGAUCCUGGUACCUGUUCCCAGUAUACGUGUCAGUGACCAGUGACCAUCAUUAUCAAUGUAAUACUUACCUUCAAAUGCAAAUGUUAUCUACUGCACGUAUGUGCAUAUCCCUAUUUAUUUUAAAACCUGCAGAAACUUGAUAAAGUUGUUGCAGUUGGGUAAAGUAUUUGGAUUAGACACAUUUACAAGUAACAAAUGUUUUGUAUGUCGGUAUUGUAAUUGAUGGGUUUAACCAAUGUAAAAUAUCAGUGCCAAAUAAACUCAACAAAAAAGAAG
Molecule: messenger RNA, 1326 nt
Organism: Cyprinus carpio (common carp)
Lineage: Eukaryota; Metazoa; Chordata; Actinopteri; Cypriniformes; Cyprinidae
Product: complex I assembly factor TIMMDC1, mitochondrial-like
Cellular component (GO): mitochondrion
Source: RefSeq, a predicted model, not a curated record